This is a messenger RNA of Penicillium cinerascens, 1851 nucleotides long. RefSeq lists its product as uncharacterized. The coding region runs from base 1 to 1851 and encodes 616 amino acids. Gene Ontology annotation, molecular function: protein binding. Lineage: Eukaryota; Fungi; Ascomycota; Eurotiomycetes; Eurotiales; Aspergillaceae. The record is from RefSeq and is a predicted model, not a curated record. The transcript is spliced from 2 exons.
AUGAUUGCCACUUUGCCUUCGAGAGACCCUCUUGCUAUCCUACCCCCGGAGAUUGUGUUGCAGAUCCUGGACUUUGCUCCUAUCUCUGCGCUAGCGUCCUUGACAUCCGUGUCUCGGGCGUGGCACCAAUUUAUCGACGUCACCCACCAAGAAGCCAUCUAUUCCUCCGAGACCAAGACAACGCAACCCUCCAGAGGUGCCGGUGACCUUUCAGCCGUACCGGACCCCCUCAGCUUCUGUAAGCUUUUCGAGAACACAACAUCAUGGAAAGACCUUUGCAAACGCCAAACGCUACUAGCCCACAAUUGGGCUAAGCAGCGUCCAGUUACUCGGGAAUCGGUUUUGCAGGUCGGUAACGAUCCUGUUUGGCGCUUCCGCGCCGACUUCAAGCGCCGGUUUUUCAUCUCCACGUCACAUGCCGGUGGCUUGAAUGUCACUGAUAUGGAUACCGGCCACAUCCUAUGGCGACUUCCCUCCACGCUGGUUCGUGAGGAGGAUGCGGUUCGUCCGUAUGCUCAUCUAGAAUACCAAGAUGGAAUGGCUGUAUUUGAUCGCGAAGGAGACGCCGUGGAAGUCUGGCAGGCUGGUCUGGAAGACACAGCCCGUGGAGAGUUUCGACGCAUCGCAAUCUUAAACCACGAUUGCCAGACGAGAGGCUUUCAGUUGUCUUACUGGACACUUUGUGUUGUCUCAAAUGAAGGACAGGGCUUCGUGUACGAUAUGGCUGAGCGACCACCCAGAUUAACCACUCAUAUCACCAUUGAGCAUGGCGCCGUUGGUCAUUUAGAUCAAAGUGAGCAUGUUGUGAUUUAUUCGCUCGGGGUUCAUGGCUAUCAUAUCCACGACAAAAAGUCGGGUGAACUUUUGGGCGUGUUACAUCCAUCGCGUGCUUCCGAAAAGUACCACAUUCGGCCCCCUGCAACCCCAUCUCUUUCUGCGAGUGCGGCCUUGGCAGGAACUGCACGGCAUGGCCUGACACGCCAAUACCUCCCAUUUGAGGCCCCUCGUACGAAUUGCUUAACACCUAUUGAACUUGCGAACGGUCCGCUGCCGCUCCCGAGUGAACCUGACCAUGUCUAUCAUCGAGAAGAUGAAUGGGGCGCUGGCAUGCUCCACGGCGACCUAUUUGUCGGUUUCUCCCGUGCGGGUCGGGUACUUGUGUGCUCCAACUGGCGAAAAGCUCUCCAGGACCAAGCCAGCUUCGCCAAGAACAGUGCCCUCCUUGAAUGCGAGUCGGAUGGGUCAGGUUUUGACCUGGGCGGUUGGCUGUCGGUGCGCAACCACCGCGUGAUGUUCGAGAUACAGGACCAAAUUUACGUUAUCGCACUGGAUGACCACGACAAGAUACAAAACGUCGAUCAACCUACCCGUGCCUCGUACUCACUGCUUACCAGUUCUGCCCCGCAGCUGGCUAUGCCAGUCAGUUUCAUGGCACUUUACGAUGAUGCGAUCAUGACCACCUACACUACCCUCGGCCGGCGUCAACCCCUCGGUAACGUCCCAGGCCGUGCUCCGCUUCCGCAACAUGAAAACCUCGGCCGAAUUUUCCCUACCAAGGCAAUCCGUAUUGUCACUCUGGCCCCUGAUCUUUCUAAAGGCAGAUGUUUCAUAGCUUCCGAAACCGACACCCCCGAAGAGUCGACUCGAACAACUUCCAAUCAAUCAGGCCCUCUAGUCGAAGAGAUUUGGCACUCGCAGGCAGGAUUACUACAGUUGGUUAGUAUGCUUGGCGAUGAAUUUGGAGGAGAGGAUGAUGAUGACGAUCAUGAAGUUGGUGUCUUUGCUGCAAAUUUUCAUGAUGAUGACAUAGACAACGAGUGGGAAGACGUGGAUCAGAACGACACCGCAUGA